AUGGGCGCUAGGCAAAUUCAGAUUUUCAUCUACUCACAGCUCGUUGUCCACCAAGUCAACCAGGACUUCACUGCCAAGGACGUGUCCAUGACAGCCUACCUCCAACAUACCCACCAUUUGCUUACAACCUUCAACGCUUAUUUCAUAAGCCAAGUACCACGCUCGGAGAAUAGCCAUGUCGAUGCCCUAGCUAGACUAGCCUCUGCCAUAUAG
Messenger RNA from Prunus armeniaca (apricot), 213 nucleotides. The record is from the annotation of a GenBank genome assembly. NCBI's taxonomy places the organism in Eukaryota, Viridiplantae, Streptophyta, Magnoliopsida, Rosales, Rosaceae.